Molecule: messenger RNA, 761 nt
Organism: Malurus melanocephalus (red-backed fairy wren)
Lineage: Eukaryota; Metazoa; Chordata; Aves; Passeriformes; Maluridae
Product: protein HGH1 homolog
Exons: 3
Coding region: 1-744 (247 amino acids)
Source: RefSeq, a predicted model, not a curated record
AUGGCGGCGCACAAAGGGGCAGCGGUGACAGAGCUGAGGGUGUUCCUGUUCCCGGUAACGGGAAAUGACCCGGAGCGGCACCGGCACUGCCUCAACGCCACAGCGGCGGUAGAGACGAACAAGGCCGCCAUCAUGGCGGACGCCACCAACGAGGCCUCAGCGGCGGCGGCGGCGCUAUCGGAGCUCACGGCGCUGCUCUCCCCGUCCUCCCCCGCCGCUCCCCAAGCAGCCGAAGCCGCUCUGGCUCUGUCCGGUAGCGACUCGGGCCGGGCGUUGCUGGCGGGACACCCCGCGGCUUUAUCCGCCUUGGCCGCCAUGGCCGCUUCGGCCUCCAGCGGAGCCCACACGGCUUUGGCCGCGCUGGUGAACGCGUCCGCCGAACCGGCGGCGCUGGAACCGCUUCUCGCCGCUUUUCCAACGCUGCUGCCGCUUUUACCGAGCUCCGGAGCGGUUUGCGGGAUCGCGGCCAACCUGAGCCGGGAUGAGCGGGCGGCGCCGCGGGUGUUGAAGGCGAUGGGAGCCGGGGCGGAGGCGCUGCUGAGGGCGCUGAGCGCGGAGCGGCCGCCGGAGGAGCUCGGAGCGCUGCUCUGCAACCUCAGCCAGGCCAGAGAGGGACGGCGGCUGCUGCUGGAGCGCUCCGGGGCGCUGAGCGCGGCGCGACCCCCGGCGGAGCUCGGAGCGCUGCUCUGUAACCUCAGCCAGGCCAGAGAGGGACGGCGGCUGCUGCUGGAGCGCUCCGGGUGAGGGGAAAAUGGGGUGAA